AAUAUCACAUGGUUUCAUUUGUCCGCAAUGUGAAGCUCACUUCCUUUAUGAUGAGUUCUUUGUGGAACACAUCAGAGAACAUCAUGCUAAAACAAUCAAUGAUAUGUCUACUACAAAUGUCCAAUUAAAUUCUUUACUAUCAUCAGACAGGUUUGGCAAAGAAAAUGCUUCACCUGUUGGGAAAGCUUUUAAAUGUAACGAUUGUUCUUAUACAUGUACUGAGAACAGUGAUCUUGUGAAACAUUUACGUACUCACACGGGAGAGAAACCCUACAAGUGUAAGGAAUGUUCAUACACUUGCUCUGUUAAAUCAAUUCUUAUUAUACACCAACGUACUCACACGGGAGAGAAACCCUACAAGUGUAAGGAAUGUUCAUACACUUGCUCUGUUAAAUCAAGUCUUAUCAGACACCAACUUACUCACACAAGGGAGAAACCCUACAAGUGUAACCAAUGUUCAUAUUCUGGUGCUGAGAAAGGUCAUCUCACAAUACAUAUGAGGACUCACACCGGAGAGAAACCGUACAAGUGUAAUGAAUGUUCAUAUACUUGCUCUGUUAAAUCAAGUAUUGUUCAACACCAACGUAUUCAUACAAGGGAGAAACCCUACAAGUGUAACCAAUGUUCAUAUUCUUGUGCUCAGAAAGGUCAUCUCACAAUACAUAAUAUGAGGACUCACACCGGGGAGAAACCCUACAAGUGCAAGGAAUGUUCAUAUACUUGCUCUGCUAAAUCAAAUCUUAAUCUACACCAACGUACGCACACAGGAGAGAAACCCUACAAGUGUAAGGAAUGUUCAUUUUGUAGUGCUCAGAAAGGUCAUCUCACAAUACAUAUGAGGACUCACACGGGAGAGAAACCCUACAAGUGUAAUGAAUGUUCAUAUACUUUCUCUGUUAAAUCAAGUCUUGUCAGACACCAACGUACUCACACGGGAGAGAAACUCUAAAAUUGCCAGGAAUGUUCUCAAUAUAACUUUCA
Molecule: messenger RNA, 981 nt
Organism: Bolinopsis microptera
Lineage: Eukaryota; Metazoa; Ctenophora; Tentaculata; Lobata; Bolinopsidae
Product: zinc finger protein 157-like
Exons: 1
Coding region: 104-949 (281 amino acids)
Biological process (GO): regulation of transcription by RNA polymerase II
Cellular component (GO): nucleoplasm
Molecular function (GO): RNA polymerase II cis-regulatory region sequence-specific DNA binding; DNA-binding transcription repressor activity, RNA polymerase II-specific
Source: RefSeq, a predicted model, not a curated record